Nerophis lumbriciformis (worm pipefish) is the source of this 1662-nucleotide messenger RNA. NCBI's taxonomy places the organism in Eukaryota, Metazoa, Chordata, Actinopteri, Syngnathiformes, Syngnathidae. The record is from RefSeq and is a predicted model, not a curated record.
AUGGAGAAAGCGAAAGAAGAUGCAUUCGACCACGCCAGACUUGAAGUGAUCAAAGAUGGCUACGACCGGGGCUUUGAAUGCAUCAACAAGGCGCUGACGGCCGACGAGGCCGGAGACAAGCGUCAGGCUUUGGAGCUCUACGGGAAGGGUCGGAAGCACCUCCUCCGGGGUAUCAGUGUGCCCUCGCAAGGUGGCGAGUGCAGGGGUGCCUCCUGGGACUCGGCCCGGGAGAUGCAGCGGAAAAUGCAGGAGACGCUGGACAACAUCACCACGCGCCUCGCCGCGCUGGAGAUGGCCGCCGGCGAUCAGCGUUGCGUCUACCCGCGACUCCCUGUCGAAGAUGGAAGUACGCCCACAUGUCCGCCGGACCGACCCCCUGCCUAUUCCCCCCGAGCGGCCGAGGGCCAUCUAUCUAUCUCAUACGGGACCGAGUCGGGCGAGCUGUCCUUGGUGGGCGACGACUUCUACAGCCGGACGUCCAGCGCCGCGUCGUCCCCGCAAAGCGCGGGCGAGGAUGCGGAGGAGCUGCUGUGCAUCCCGCAAGGGGUGCAGAUAUUCUUCGUGACCCCCGAGGGCCACGUGAGCGCCCCGUCGUACCCGGGCUACCUGCGGUUAGUCAAGUUCACUGAGACGGCACCUGGCAGACCGCCGGCGUUUCUGCAGGUGUGCGACUGGCUGUAUCCACUCAUGUCGGCAAACUCGCCUGCCUUAUUGUGCAACACCGGCGUGUUCAUGUUCCCCGACAUGAUGGCACCAGCGCCGGGCCACUUCGUGGGCGUGGUUCUAUCCUCCGAAUUGCCGGCCACCGACCGAGAGCUGUUCCGGGAUCUGCUGGAUCAGAUGACAGACCUCAGAGUGCAGGAUGGGGACGAGGCCUCCGAGCACAUCAAUCUCGGCAACAAAGUGUCCGUCGUCACACCUGCUCGGGAACCGACCGAGGGCGCGGCGGUAGCGGAGGAGGACAAGAAUCUGCCCGAGUGGAGCGAGAAGGUCGCCAACGGGAUUCUCACUGGGGCUUCGUGGUUGAGCUGGGGUCUGGUCAAAGGUGCAGAGUUAACGGGCAAGGCUAUCCACAAGGGGGCGUCCAAGCUCCGAGAGCACAUGACGCCAGAAGACAAGCCCGCGCACGUCAGCCCCACCGUCACCAAAGGCCUCCACGUGGCCAAGCAGGCCACGGGCGGCGCUGUCAAAGUCAGCCAGUUCCUAGUGGACGGCGUCUGCGCCGUGGCCGGCUGCGUGGGUCGGGAGCUGGCGCCGCACGUUAAGAAGCACGGCGGGAAGCUCGUUCCCGAGUCCAUGCGCAAAGACAAGGACGGGCGCUCCAACAUUGACGGGGCGAUGGUUGUGGCUGCCAGUGGAGUGCAAGGGUUCGCCACCAUGUGGACAGGUUUGGAAGUGGCGGCCAAGAACAUCACAUCGAGUGUGGCCUCUGAGACGGUCACUACAGUCAAACACAAGUACGGCGCGGCGGCCGGGCAGGCCACAGACAAUGCGGUCAACUCUGCCAUCAAUGUGGGCGUCGCCGCCUUCAACAUCGACAACCUGGGCGUCAAAGCGGUGGUCAAACGGACGGGGAAGCACACGGCUCAGGCCAUCUUGGAGGACUACAAGCUUCAAGAACCAGAGAAUACGCAGAAACAAGUGGAGAAAUCCAGCAAGUAG